CAAUGUCAUAAUUUUUUUGUUCGGAACUUCGAAGGUCUUUUCUCAUUGUUUAUUGUUUAUUUAUCGUUUGUAUUUUACUAUAAUUUUGUUAUCGAUUUAUUCUAUUGUUCAAGUAGUGUUUCAUUAUGAAACUCUUCAUGGCUGAAGAUAAUCUGUGUGCCCAAAAUUUAUUAAAACUAGUGUCACAUGGCAAUGCUAUAUUAGCAGAAAUAUUGAGGCUCAAGGAUCACAAACCUACUAUUUAUUUAUUAGAUACCAAAGAGUUACAACAAAAAUAUCAAGAUGUCAUUUUGGACUUCAGUUAUUUUAAAACUGCAGAUGUUCAAGAAAAAAAAAUUUCUAUGAAUUUGAAACUACAAGAUUUGGAUGAUGACUUAAAAGAAAAAUAUUUAGAGAUAAUAUCACGUUUUUAUUUAUUGUUUGAAAAUAUAUAUCAAUAUAUAAUGGACCUCAAUGCUUUUAUAGAUCAACUACAUGAUAAUGCAUUUAUUCAGCAAAAUAUUGAUACUGUUAUGAGAGAUGUUGAAGGAAAACAACUUUUGUGUGAAUCACUUUACCUAUAUGGUGCUAUGCUAUUAUUAUGUGAUCUUUAUAUACCAGGAUCAAUCAGAGAAAGAUUACUGGUUGCAUUUUAUAGAUACAGCACUAAUCAGUCCCAAACAAAUAUUGAUGAUGUUUGUAAGUUGCUUAGGGACACGGGAAAUGAUCAGUUACAUGGCAAGCGACCAGCCGAUUAUCCAGUUGAAUAUUUCAGCCGAGUCAGCAUUCGUCCUGAUUUCAUAGAUAAAGUUAUUGGGAAAUUGCGAUCUGAAGAUAUAUAUAAUCAACUGGCAGUGUACACCAUACCUGAACAUCAGCCUUCGGCUUUAGCAACUCAAGCAAACAUGCUUGUGGUUUGUUUAUUUUUCAACCCACAUUAUCUCCAUUCAGAUACUUCUAAAAUGAGAGAAAUAGUAGAUAAAUUCUUUCCCAGUAACUGGAUUGUACCUGUUUAUAUGGGAGUUACCUUAAAUUUAAUUGAUUAUUGGGAAAAUUUUAAAGCUGCGAAAUCAGCACUUUAUAAUACUUGUAACAGCAAAGUUAUAAAAGAGACAUUUGCUAAAAGAGGCCUAUCUGUUGAAUUGUUAAUAAAUAAAACUCAUUAUCUCUUAAAAGAGGGAACUUUAACUGAAGAUUACCUGUUGGAUAAUGUUAAUAAAAUAUUAAACCUUUUACUAAAUUCAAAUCUUGUGGUACGUUGGCUAAUGUUACACACUAAUGAUGUUAUAUUUUGUGAUAACAAUAAAAAGAGCAAACAAUUAAAGGAACUAGUUUUAAAAGAAUCUGGUUAUGAUCCAAUAAAAUUACUUGAAUUACUCAUAAGCACAUCAGAAUUAGAAUUGAAAGUUCGAGAUAUGUUAAAAAUAUUACUAGAAAAUAGAAAUGAGUCUUGGAAUGCUAACAAAGCUCUGGCCCUAGAAGGUAUAAAUAAUUUAGCGGAAUUAUUUUCUGGUACUAAACCAGUUGCUAAAAUUCAAGAGAAUGAGCAACUUAAACUUUGGUUUGACAAUAUAGGUAAACAAAUUUCUUCUUUAAGUGAAUCAGUGACAACGAAGUCAUUAAAGAAGAUUACUCAAUUAAUACAAGCAUUAGACGAAGUUGAAGAAUUUCAUGGAAUUAAAAGCACUUCAACAAUUAUACAAUAUCUUUCCGAAUGUAAGGAAGCAUUAAAAAAUAUUUUAAAAACUGCAACAAUAAAAGAAGAUUCAUUAGUGACGUUGGAAACUGUCGCAGAUGUUAGUUAUGCUUGGUGUACUAUAGACGGUUACACUAAAUACAUGCAAGAGAGUAUUAAAGAAAAUCCUGCUGUAACAAGUAGGCUUAGAGCACUUUUUUUAAAACUGGCCAGUGCCAUGGAAAUUCCAUUACUCAGGAUAAAUCAGGCAUAUAGUGAUGAUUUAAUUUCUGUUUCACAAUAUUAUAGUAAUGAAUUGAUAAAAUAUAUACAAAAGGUUUUACAAAUUAUACCUGAAAUGGUUUUUAGUAUUGUAGAAAAAAUUAUAGAUCUGCAGACAUGGAGUAUUAAAGAAAUUCCAACACGAUUAGAAAAGGAAAAAUUGAGAGAAUAUGCACAGCUUGAGCAAAGAAUAGAGGUUGCAAAAUUAACUCAUUCUGCUUCGACGUUUACUUCAGGAAUACUGGAUAUGAGAUCAACACUGGUAGGCAUCAUUAGAGUAGACCCUGCAGAACUGCUCGAAGAGGGCUUAUUAAAAGAAUUGGACAGGCACAUAAGCAAGAAAUUUAUUGAAUUUUUGGAACCGCAAACAAAGAAAUCUUUUACCGCAACCAAUUUAUUACCACGGUUGCAAAAAUUAGCUGAAAGCAUGAAUGGUUAUAAAAGAUCCUUGGAAUAUAUUCAGGAUUACAUUAAUAUUCAUGGAUUAAGAAUGUGGCAGAAACAGGUUGCUGCCAUAAUUAACGAGAAUGUUGAAAAAGAAAUUAGUUUGCGCAAGGGUGUCACAUUGUACAGCCCUUCUGCAGGAUUUAUGGGAAGUCUCGCUAGGCAGAUUGCACAAUUAACGGACGCCAGAUGUUGCAGUUAUGUUACUAUCUGCGCUGCUUGGUAUGAUAUAAAAACUGAAAACGAGGUCGUUAAUACCAAAACAUUUGCUAAAUUAAAUGACGCCAUAGGUGUUAUUGGUCUUCAUGGUUUAGACACUCUAUAUGGACAUAUGAUCAAAAAUCAGUUACAAACUGUACAACAAGUAUUAAGACGCAGUCACGAUAGAAUUAUUGUGGGAAAUAUGAAAGAUAUCAAAGAUAUUGAACAGAUUAUUUUAAAAGGACAGAAACAAAUCCUACAGUUAUUGGAAGUACUAGUACUUAUUGGAACAUUACAAACACUCAGAAGACACAUUGCUUAUCAGUUGAAUACUAGUUGUAAAUUUGACUCUGCACAUUUAGAGUCCUCUCUCAGAACAAUGAAUGCCUCAGUACUGCAAGAAUUGAAACAUUCAAAUACAGAAUAUAAAUCAAAAUUAUCAUCGACACUAUUGCAUAGUUUGGAGGAUUAUUUAGUGAGAUGUGGAAUCUAUGACCCUUUUGAGAAAAUAUAUUUGAAAUUUUCUAACGAAUUUUUGAACAUGAACAUUAGUCAGAUAUUGGCGAUAGUUUUAAUAUCCCAAUUACUCAAACUGCAAAUAAGCUCCACUACAGGUGAUCUAAUGUCAAAAAAGGCAGGAGAAAAUAUUGAUGGUUAUCCAUUACUCGUCGGAAUUUAUACUCUUCUGCGUCAUACGAGAACAGAUAAUAUUGAUAUAUUUGUGGAUGUUCUAUGCAAUUAUGCAAGCUUGAUAAUAAGUGUCAAAUCAUCGAAGUCCUCGGAUGCAACAUAUGAAGGCACAUUAACUAUAAGAGUACUGCAACUCUUUUGUGAAACUUUCAAUUAUCCGUUCAAUAAACUGGAAGACAGACUUCCUCUGGCUCUCUUAACAAUUUCGUCGCAAAAGUAGUUUAACUUGUGCAAAACUUAA
Achroia grisella is the source of this 3512-nucleotide messenger RNA. It is a transcript of the gene Strump, whose product is annotated as WASH complex subunit 5. Gene Ontology annotation, cellular component: endosome; WASH complex. Lineage: Eukaryota; Metazoa; Arthropoda; Insecta; Lepidoptera; Pyralidae. The coding region runs from base 126 to 3491 and encodes 1121 amino acids. Gene Ontology annotation, biological process: endosome fission; endosome organization; regulation of actin nucleation. The transcript is spliced from 12 exons. The record is from RefSeq and is a predicted model, not a curated record.